AUGGAUUGGUGUAAUUUUCGAACACGAGCAACUCACAUGGUAUGGCCGCUCGCUCUUUUUUUUUUUUUUUUUUGGCUUCUAUUCUCAUCUUUUACUUCUCCCCCAAUUUUGCCAUUGGUCUUCAAACAACCUGUAGGCGAAUUACGCCAUUUUUCAUUUGUUUCAUUGCACAUGUUAGUACUAUUCCAGACGAGAAGGACAAGCAAACUAGAAGCUCGUGGCUCAGACACUGUUUAUAACAAGAGAAUUGUUGACACGUUUGAUGUGCGUUAG
Pochonia chlamydosporia 170 is the source of this 273-nucleotide messenger RNA. RefSeq lists its product as hypothetical. Lineage: Eukaryota; Fungi; Ascomycota; Sordariomycetes; Hypocreales; Clavicipitaceae. The record is from RefSeq and is a predicted model, not a curated record. Bases 1 to 273 code for a protein of 90 amino acids. The transcript has a single exon.